AUGUUUAUUCUUAUUUUAUAUUAUAUUCUUUUAAUUUCAUUCAAAUCACCAUGUUUAUUAUUUCAUAAAUUUUUAAGAAUGUUUUAUACAAGAAUUUUUAUUAAAGAUGAAGUAAAUAAAAACAUAAUAAAUAAGAACGAUCAUGAAUUAGAAAAUUCAUCUACAACUAUUAAAAAAUCAAAUUUAGAUGAUAAAAAUAUUAAUUUAAAAGAAGAAAUAAAUAAAAUCGAAUAA
This is a messenger RNA of Hepatospora eriocheir, 234 nucleotides long. The record is from the annotation of a GenBank genome assembly. Lineage: Eukaryota; Fungi; Microsporidia; Hepatosporidae.